Messenger RNA from Fonsecaea multimorphosa CBS 102226, 5832 nucleotides. RefSeq lists its product as uncharacterized. The coding region runs from base 1 to 5832 and encodes 1943 amino acids. NCBI's taxonomy places the organism in Eukaryota, Fungi, Ascomycota, Eurotiomycetes, Chaetothyriales, Herpotrichiellaceae. Gene Ontology annotation, biological process: intracellular signal transduction. The record is from RefSeq and is a predicted model, not a curated record. The transcript has a single exon. Gene Ontology annotation, molecular function: guanyl-nucleotide exchange factor activity.
AUGCCUUCGGCGGUGUCGAACCAGAGCAACUACUAUACCGCCCACCACCGGCGUCAAUCUUCUCAGUCGCAAACAAACCUGCCCGAUCAGAUCAGAAAUGCUGGCCCUCAACUCCAGUCGCCAAAUCGAUCACUGGUCUUCCUCCCGUCCACAGCCUAUUCUCCAUCGCAACCUGCGACUCAACGUUCUAGGACGUCCUCAGUCUCUAACCUUUCAAGGUCAACCUCGAGGCUGGAUUCUGUCCCCAAUGAGGAUAUCCAAAAUGACCCACGCGAGUUCUAUCGCCAGUAUCAGGAUCCUUUGGGGAAUUCAUCCCUCGUGGCCCUGCACCAAGAGGCCAUACGAACCGACCCAAUUGAACGGGCAGAAGAGCCGCCCGUCACCGCUCGAACCUCCAGCUUCACCACUGAUGACAGAAUGGCAAGGGGAGCCAAAAGCUCGGGUGGUUCUCGGAAAUUAUCGUUGAAUACUCAGACUUUGCCUAAUGGUACGUAUGAUGGUGGACAUGCGAAAUCUUCUGGACCGAUGCCCAAUUCUUUGAAGUCAAGGAAAGCUUCAUUCAAAGAUCUGGUAGCUCGGUUUGAUGCCUCGCCUGACGACGUCCCACCUCUGCCUACUCAGCAAGUUUCUCGACCCGCCUCGAGAACCGCAAGUCCUAUGCCAUAUGCCUCUGUGGAGACUUCUCACUCUUAUCACCCUCAAGUCAAGCGACUGUCAUCAAGAGUCUCAGAUGCUUCAAGGAGAGCAGGAAGCGCACUGGGAUUCAGAGCCGCCGCAAAUGACCAGUCUACUCACUCGAGGAAUGCAUCUUCUGCUGGAGGGUUGAGUCAAGUAGCCAGCAAUCCCGAAGUCCCGGCUGCUGGCCGGCAAUUGCUGUUCGGCGAAGUUCCCUCCUCUGCGGCCAAUCUUCCAGCAGCGCCGGGAUAUGGCAUUUACAAUGCUCGUCGGCGACGAGGCUCAGAAGGGUCCCCCAUGCAUAGUCCUAAUCCAAUGUUUUCAACGAGACGUGGCCAUCUUCAUUCGCCAGGGCCCCCAAUCUCACCUUCAGCCAUGCACUCCCAUACGUCUGGUUAUGCUUCUAAUGGCCAUCCCCAUUCCCGACCUCCACACCGGCGAGCAAAUAGUGAUGUGCCUGGACCAGCCUCGAAGACCUUCUUGCAUGAAGAUCAAACGCCGUCGAUCAGCACCCGGGGCAGCAGUCAUAAGCACGCGGCCGAUUCGUCGUCAAAAUCAAACGCGCAAUCUCGAAUCCCAGUAAGUACGAGACAUCAACGUAUUGCAUCAGACUCUGCGGCGAUAUCUCCGACUGGUCGUCCAGCUAUCGUCCCUCACCAACAGCUUCCUUUCCGGGCUCUAGAAUCGGGAUUGAAGGCAUCAAAUCCUUCUCCAUCAGGAGAGCGAAAGCAGCACAGUCCUAAGCGGCAGCCACGAUCUCCAGUGCAAAUAAAGAGUCCGAAUAACCGAGGGCGCCCUUCUACAACAGCAAGUGGUGAAAAGAGUCCUUCUCUUCGAGCAAACAUCAUUGCCCCUCCGCCGAAGGUCUCUCCCCCCCUCAGAAGCUCGAGGCCCAGACUCCCUGUGUCUUCCGCUACCACAGCCGCGUCCCGUGCGAAGAUGGCCGAAAAAUUCCAGACUAUGGCCAAGCAGCAAAGUGACAGAAAAGCUUUCAGACGACAGAGACCUCCAGAACUUAGUGAUAUCGAUUUGAAGGCUCGGCGGCUAAAGAUCACACAAGCUUUGAGCCGGUCCCGAGAAGGUCAGGAUCUGAAAGGUGGCAACCCAGAGAAUCGUGACAAUUCAGCCAGCCGUGCAGAUACUAUGACGCCUUCCUUCGAAGAUUCCGACACUUCGGACCAACGGCAAGAAACGCUUGAGAUUCCUGCUGUCGUUGUGAAUGAAGUGCCCACAGACACGUCUGAGGAGCGUGCGUUCUACACCGGCAAUGGAGAGGUCUCUCAAGAUCAACGGGCAUUUACCCAAACGGCUUUGAAGAUCGUUGAAGGAAAUGUGCAACAUUCGGCUGAUGAUGUGGAUUCGCCUACGCUUGGUCAUGCCGAGCCUGCCUUCAAUGGCAUCCCUUUUAGUCUGAACACACAUCUACAACCUGCACGUGACGAACAAGAGCCUCAGUCUGCAGUCACAGAGGGUACCGUGGCGACUGAGGCCACCAUGAUCGAUGCUGAGCCGCAAACGGAUACAUCGCGGCUCCAGACUACUGGGCUAUCACUUCGCAAUCAAAUAAAUGCGCUUCGAAGUCAGGACUCUACCCCACCUCUCUCGUCUGCUUCUCAAGCGUCUGGCGAGCUUUCUGAUCACGCUGAUCAGGUAUCUGUUCAUCUGAUGCUUCGCGACACGACAUAUCUCGACGACGAUGAAGCUGCAGAGAAAGGUUAUCGACCCUUGGUGCCCCUUCCUCAGCCGGAACACGCGCGCCCGCAAAGCGACGGAAGAAACUCGUGGACUUCUUCAAUAGAAGAUAUACCUGAAUCUGAGGCAGGUGACGAGCCUCCUUCUGUUGUCCAGCCGCCUCCGCAGUUUCAGCAUGAAGCAGAGACUACUCAUAUAGAAUCUGAUUCACAUUCGGCGUCCGAUCAGUUGAGUCUUGAGGGUGGCUCGCAUGGUGAGCACCAUGCCAGUGACGCCUACACAAUAGUGAAUAAAGUUCUACAGCAACAAACGCCCUCGGGAGUCGUCGACCAGCAGCUUGUAGAUGAUAUUUACCAUCGCAUCAUUCAGGCUUCGCCAGACCUGGCCGACGCGGAAAACGCAAAUGAGGAAAAAGUGCAGCGGUUGUGUCUGGAGGAACUAGACGAGUAUACCCGUCAAUGGGACCAGCUCGAAACUUCACGUCCGCAAUCAGCCGAGUCUUUUCACGCCGAAGCAGAACCCUAUUCUGGCCAUGACACGAGCGAGGAGCAGCAUGACAAUACCACCAAAUCUCCAGAUAUUCACGGUCCAAGCCAAGUUACCCCACCAGCGCCGCCGGUGCCACCAUCAAGCUACCGAACGCAUCAUCGAUACAAAUCCAGCUUGGACAGUGCAGAAGACUGGGCUGAGACUUCGCCAUCAGUGGGUGACUGGAUGCAAUUUGCUCUGAGAUCACCAACUGAAGAAAGGCAACCAUCUGCCUUGGCUCACGAAACCUUUGCAGACGCUGGAUCAGGAUUCUCGAAGACCGAAAACUAUCAAAGCGUUAACCCAAAUGAGCCUGAGCAGCCGCCGCACGAUUUUCUACCAGUGGGAGCUGAAAGUAACAUUCCACGCCCACCAUCUCACUCUCCACCGCCCCCUCCGCUUGUGAAAAUGCCCACCAUUGAUCAGACUGCCUGGUCUGCCCCAACUGGAAUGAGACCAGCCAUGCCCCAAACGGCGCCACCAGCCAGACCGCUCACGGCGUUAUCGCAGAUGUCUGCCAGAUCAAGCAUUGACCAACAGACGACACAAUCCAGCUUGCAGGAUACCAGGCCAUCCAUGGAUGACCAAAGUCCUGAGCAACGCCGCCUGAACAAAAGAAGACACGUCCUCAAAGAAUUGGUUGAUACCGAAUAUACAUACGAAAGAGACAUGAGAGUCCUGUGCGACAUCUAUAAGCAAACUGCAAUUGCCGCCAUAAAUGACGAGGAUAUCAAGAUUUUAUUUGGCAAUGUGGAUCUUGUACAACAGUUUUCCAAAGACUUCCUGGCGUAUUUGAAGCAGGUCGUUAGGCCAGCUUACGUAAUGGAAAGAUCUGAUCGACGAAAAGAUGGCAAUCGGACCUCGACAGUUCAGAGCUCUGAAGCUUCUAUUGACGGCAUUGGUGAGCUGACCGACUUCGAACGGGACGAACUUACAAGGGUGGGGACCGCAUUCGAAGCCUCAAUAGGCGACAUGGAGAAAGUAUACACCGACUACAUUCGCACGCGACAUGCAGCAAACAAAAGGUUGGAGGCGCUGCAAUCGUCGGCCGCUGUACGAGAGUGGCUUAAAGAAUGCAGCGAGAAUUCAAGCGACAUUACGAAUGCUUGGAGUCUGGACGCACUUCUUGUCAAACCGAUACAACGCAUCACCAAGUAUCCGCUCUUACUCAAUCAACUCCUGGAAGCCACCCCGGAUACUCAUCCUGACGUCGAGUUUAUCCGAAGAGCUGCACUUGAGGUGACUGAGGUCAAUGUGCGGAUCAAUGAAGUAAAGAAGCACACCGAGCUUGUCGAUCAGGUUCUCAACCGCAAGCGGAAAGAGUCUGAUGUUCGAAAUGGGUUGACCAAGGCGUUUGGUCGGCGUGCAGAAAAGUUAAGGCAACAUGUGGGCAUCAACGAGAUGCACGAGGAUGCAGAGUAUACCAAACUCAAGAUCAACUAUGAUAACAACAUUGCGCACCUUUUCUUGGUUACGAAGGAUUGUCAAGGCUAUAUUGAAGAGAUCACCAAGUGGGUUAAUCGCCUGGUGGAGUUGGCAGCCGCAGCCGAGGCAUGGGUCGAUGUUGGACAUACGAACCAUGCGCAAGCCGAGAGCAAACUUCGACAGUUUGCCAUUGUUGUUCGAGGCGUCCAUUCAAUUGCACUUCCCGACCACAACGAGCAGAUCAUAAAACGCGUUGUCCAGCCCAUGGAAAAGACGGCAACGAUGCUCGAAAGGUUUAAAUCCGAUUCCAAAGGACUGAUCCAAAAGCGGGACAAGCGGCUUCUGGACUACAACCAGUUCAAAAACAAGAAAGACAGAGGCGAAAAGAUUGACAAGAAGAUGACUGAGCGCAUGGAACAAUGGGAAGCUCUGAACCUCGAGGCCAAAGAGAGAAUGAAGCGACUUCUCCGAUCAACGGCUGAUCUUGUACACGCUUGUCAGGCCAAUCUUAUUCAGUUGCAUCUCAAUUGGAUGGCCAUGUGCCGGCAAAAAUUCUCGGCCGCAAUGGAGAUACCCUUGGACAAGCUGGAAACGGCCGAUAUCGUCAAAGACUGGCAAGAAGACUUUGAUUUUCAAGAAGCGACUGCAUUGUCCCUGAGCAUCUGUAAUGGAUCAUUGCUAGCAGAGGCAGUGAACAUGGUAUCGUUCUUAACUCCAGGCUCGACAUUGAUGGGUGACGAGUCGCCCCGUCAACCGUCAUGGAACAGCGCACCGAAGCGAUCUGUCUCGACAUCUGAAGACAUGCCCCCGUUGCCAUUAAAGGACCACUAUCACCGGAACAGCGGGGGUCCAAUGAGUUCUCAAAGUGAUGACCACACGGAAUGGAGUUCUUCUACAUUUGCCAAUGGGCGGAUUCGGACCGGCUCAGCUGCAUCUGGGCGGAUCCCCAAAACUCCCGAGACAGGAAGUCGAGGUGUUUCUGCGUCUCUUCAUACCGUCAAUAGCACGAACGUGUCUCGGCCGGGGACUAGUCCAGGACUAUCAGCGGAUAGUAACCAGCCGGCUCCUCGGUUGAGCUUCGAAGCGCCGUCUCCAUCACUUGGCGAACUGUUAACCGAAUCUCCUAUGGCAGUGCGACACGCAUCCUCAUCUACGUUCUACUCGGCAGCUCCAGGACCAAGUCAGUCACAACCCCAUCUGCCGGCUACAAGUGGAGCCAGUGUGUUCUCUUCCGCAAUGCCUAUGGAAGAAACCCCGGAGCCGGAGACAACACCAGCGGUUCCGGAGCCACGCAGAGAGCCCGGUGUUCUAUUUACUGCGGCUAGUGUCUAUGAGUUCAAUAUUGAUCGCUCGCGGCAGCAAGGCGGGUUCCGCUACCUCACAUACGUGAUUGGGGAGAUCUUCGACAUUAUUGCUGAACAUGGAGAACUAUGGCUGGCGAUCAACCAAGACGACCCGACCAGAGAAAUUGGCUGGAUCUGGAACAAGCAUUUUGCCAAACUGGCGGAAUGA